This is a messenger RNA of Nothobranchius furzeri (turquoise killifish), 1988 nucleotides long. It is a transcript of the gene grpr, whose product is annotated as gastrin-releasing peptide receptor. Gene Ontology annotation, biological process: G protein-coupled receptor signaling pathway. The record is from RefSeq and is a predicted model, not a curated record. NCBI's taxonomy places the organism in Eukaryota, Metazoa, Chordata, Actinopteri, Cyprinodontiformes, Nothobranchiidae. Gene Ontology annotation, cellular component: plasma membrane. Gene Ontology annotation, molecular function: neuropeptide receptor activity.
CGCCGUAGGUGCGCAGCGCACCGCGCACGGAUCCCUAAAGAUGCGCACAUGGACACUGCGCAGCUCUUAUUUUUCUUAUUUCUGAGAUAUCAUAUGAAUCUGCUAUUUGAAUAUAGUUUUGAACUUGAUAUAGUCUUGAACAUGAGUUCCUGUUAGUUGAGGGAGAUGGAGCAUGCGUCCAAACGCAUCACGCAGCAUCGCUGCUCUCCCCAGCUCCACACGGGCGAUGUGGUACUCCGGUGUGGCGAUCGCUUCUGUCUACGGGACCAUCAGCGUGCUGGGUCUCAUCGGAAACAUCACGCUCAUCAGAACGUUUUGUUCUGCCAAAUCCAUCCGCAGCGUACCGAACCUCUUCAUGUCCAGCCUUGCGCUCGGGGAUGUCCUGCUGCUGGUUACCUGUGCUCCGGUGGAUGCCAGCCGCUUCCUCUCUGAGGAGUGGCUGUUCGGUAGAGUGGGUUGUAAAGUCCUUCCCUUCAUUCAGCUCACCUCGGUCGGGGUGUCUGUUUUCACGCUUACAGCCCUCUCAGCUGACAGGUACAGGGCCAUUGUGAAACCCCUGGACAUCCAAACUUCAUCCACCACCAGCAUCAUCCUUCAGGCAGCCCUUAUCUGGAUCUUCUCUCUGAUCUUGGCCAUCCCUGAGGCUGUUUACUCUGACCUGCACACCUUCUUCAUCCCCUCCACCAACGAGAGCUUUACCACCUGUGCCCCGUAUCCUCACAAGAGCCAACUACAUCCUCAAAUUCACUCUAUGGCUUCCUUCCUCAUUUUCUACAUUAUCCCCCUGGUGGUGAUAUCUGUGUACUACACCUUCAUUGCCCGCAGCCUGCUGAACAGCACCUCUGAUCUUCCUGGGGAGGGCAAUGUGCAGGCAAGACGUCAGGUUGAAUCCAGAAAGCGUUUGGCCAAGACAGUUCUGGUGUUUGUUGGCCUCUUUGCAGUUUGCUGGCUGCCCAGCCACAUCAUCUACUUGUACCGCUCCUAUCACUACAACCAGGUGGACACCUCUGUGGUUCACUUCAUUUGCAGCGUUGCUGCUCGUAUUCUGGCCUUCACCAACUCCUGCAUCAACCCAUUUGCCCUUUACCUGCUGAGCAAGACUUUCAAGAAGCAGUUCAACCAGCAGCUUUGCUUUUGCUGUCGUCUGGUCCUGAAGCACUCCCCACAGAGCCCGACACAUCACAACACACGCAUGAUUUCCAUCCACAGCACACGACACUCUGUAGCCAGUCUGACCUUGAUUAACAGCAGGCAGGCCUGCCAAGAAGACCACGUCUAGUGUGUGUGUGUGUGUGUGUGUGUGUGUGUGUGUGUGUGUGUGUGUGUGUGUGUGUGUGUGUGUGUUGUGAUUGUGCUUUUACAUGUGUGUGGUGACUUUCUUGUGUCCAUACGUAGUAUAGUGCAAAAAGUGUAAAAUAUUGAAAAUGUUUAUUUUUCAGCUGAUUUAUUAUUUGCGUACUUUAAAAUGAUCUCAUUAAGAAAACUUUAUUUAUUAAAGCCGGAUAUGAGAUCAGUGUAGUUUGUUUGUUGCUGAACCAAAACCUGAGCUCAGGCAUUUUUUUUUCGAUUUUUCUUUACAAAGAAUGAUAAUAACUUACUCUAUUAUUAAAAAUGGUUUAACAAUAAUCUAGCUUAUUUCGGUGCGCUCUGUGCUGUCGGUAUUAAACUGAUGUUUUUGUGGAUUAUUAAGUAAAAAUGUCUUACAGGUAUUUUUCACUGUGAUCAUUUCCAGGAGCUGUAGAAGUUUUUGUGUUAGACCAAUUAUUCUAAAACACAAAAAUAAAAUAAAUUAAUAAUUUCACCUCACUUUUACCUCUGUUUAUUUGUCAGUAUGCCUUUAGGUUUGCAAAAAACUGAACCUGUGUAUAUUUCUAUAUUGAAUAAUGAUGUAAAAUGUUCUGUCUGGUGUUGUGUGUUUAGCACAUUUCUGAACAUCCGAUGCUGAUAAAAUGCUAAAAUUGCACCUCCACUGAAGCAGUUUUAAACGU